AUGGCUGAGUAUGAGGCUGAGUUCUUAAGGUUGAGUCAUUAUGCGCGAGGCAUGAUGGCGACAGAGAAUGAGCGUUGUGUCCGUUUUAAGGAUGGUCUCCGAGACAAUUUACGAGUUCUGAUAGCUCCUCAAAGGGAGCGGAAUUUCUUUAUACUAGUUGAGAAGGCAAAGAUUGCCGAGGAUGUUAAGCGAGCUGGGCUUACUGUUACAGCUACUGGGGCGACGUUUCGUCAGCACUGGAAUAGAUGCCAUCCGGGUGAGUGUUGGAGAGCUACUGGAGCUUGUCUUAGAUGUGGGUCUACUGAGCAUCGCGUUAAGGAUUGCCCAUUGAGAAUUAGAUACAAACUCCGGUUAAUGAGACUGCACAACAUAGACUCUACACACUCUUAUAUAGCUAGUACUGUGUCUGGGACUUUGGGAAUUCCGAUCGAGAAUAUUGAUAGUGAGUUGAUUGUGAUAAGUCCUUUGGGGCAGUUGGUUUUAGUAGAUAAGUUGUAUAGAGAUGUUCCGCUUGAGGUCCAAGGGACAGUGUUUUUGGCAGAUUUAGUGGAGCUUUCAUUUGGGGAGUUCAAUUUAAUUCUUGUAUGGACUGUUAAGGAUAUCCGAACUGUAAGGGACUUUCCAGAUGUUUUUCCAGAGGAACUACCGGGAUUACCUCCGAGUUGUGAGGUAGAGUUUGGUAUUGAGUUGGUUAUUGGUACAACUUCGGUGUCUAUCACCCCUUAUCGAAUGGCACCAAAAGAGCUAACAAAACUUAAGGCUUAA
Molecule: messenger RNA, 765 nt
Organism: Gossypium arboreum
Lineage: Eukaryota; Viridiplantae; Streptophyta; Magnoliopsida; Malvales; Malvaceae
Exons: 3
Coding region: 1-765 (254 amino acids)
Molecular function (GO): zinc ion binding; nucleic acid binding
Source: RefSeq, a predicted model, not a curated record